This is a messenger RNA of Ornithodoros turicata, 798 nucleotides long. RefSeq lists its product as uncharacterized. The record is from RefSeq and is a predicted model, not a curated record. The coding region runs from base 1 to 798 and encodes 265 amino acids. The transcript is spliced from 2 exons. Lineage: Eukaryota; Metazoa; Arthropoda; Arachnida; Ixodida; Argasidae.
AUGACAUCACUGAAGACACCUUCGAAGAAGUGUUCGCAUCUACUUCCGACACAACAUAUUGGCGACGAGCUGGACGUACGAUCCACCAUCUCCGGAAAGUAUUCUCACGGCAGUACAGUAACAACUUCGAGGGAUAAGGCAACACGCAUUGCUCAAGUAGGUUCCCUGAAGUCUUUUGAUGAGUCUACUAGUGACUGGACGGCGUAUGAAGAAAGACUUCAGUCCUAUUUGAAUGUCAACCGCAUUGAGGAUGACAACAAGGUCGACGCCGUCGUUAGUAUUAUCGGGCCAAAAACAUACGCACUUUUGAAGUCUCUCAAAAGCCCGGACGCUCCUUCGAAAAAGAAGUUUAAAGAGAUACUGCAGUUACUGCGGGAGCACUACACCCCGAAACCUUCUGUCAUUGGUGAACGAGCGAAAUUCCACAGACGUACUCAGCUAGACGGCGAAAGCAUUAAAGAUUUUGCUGCAGCGUUACGGAAGCUUGCUGAAACUUGUAAUUUCGGCGCAUUUUUGGACGAGUCCCUGAGGGACAGGUUUGUUUGUGGGCUACAGCGUGUAGAAAUUCAAAGGGUCUUAUUUACGGAAGACAAAAACCUAACAUUUCAGAAGGCAAUUGAUAAGGCGCAAGCAUUAGAAAGCGCGACCCGUAAUGCCACAGCUACGCAUGCCAAAGAAGAUAGUACGGAAGGACUGCUUCAGAUGAAAGAAUCUAAUCUAACGGUGUUCAAGGUGCGCAUCCACCAAACACGCAUCGCAAGCGUGCCCGUUCUUAUCGGCUGUCUGUUUCCAUUGUAA